Messenger RNA from Daphnia carinata, 598 nucleotides. RefSeq lists its product as uncharacterized. The record is from RefSeq and is a predicted model, not a curated record. Lineage: Eukaryota; Metazoa; Arthropoda; Branchiopoda; Diplostraca; Daphniidae. Gene Ontology annotation, molecular function: growth factor activity. Gene Ontology annotation, cellular component: membrane. Gene Ontology annotation, biological process: hemocyte migration. The transcript has 2 exons. Bases 14 to 451 code for a protein of 145 amino acids.
GCCACCUGUUGGGAUGGACGUGCCCAGACCAAAUCAAAAGAUGACUUCCGUGUUCUUCUCCGGCUCUACGAAAUUCUUAGUGGCCGUGUUCUUAAUUACCAACAGUUUAUUGGCCGUCCAAUCAAAGACGAUAGUGCCAUUCAAGAAGAAUAUCGAUCAGGUGUUGAAAGAGUGGAAUUGCAACAAACCUCAACCACGAUUGGUUUAUCUAGAAGAUGAAUAUUCAGAUUAUAAUCCGGCGGCUAUUUACCUGCCUCACGCAGCUGUCGUCCAGCGUUGCGACAAAACCAUCGGAUGCUGCAAGACGGGCCAUCGUUGCUCGCCGGCCGAAGAAGAGGAGGUCACCUUUAUCGUCGAAGAAUUUCUACGUAGCAAAAAAAUGAAAAAGGAAAUCAUCCUGACCAAUCAUUUACGUUGCGAGUGUCAGAGCAUCUCCCAAGAACGCAAAUAACGUCGCUUUCUUCUUUUUUUUUUUUAAUCAAUUGCUCCAGUUUUAUCUUAAAUCAUAACCUGUAUAAAAUUAUCAACUGCUUUUAUGCAUAAGACGCUACGUAUUGCACGAAACACGAUUGGCCCUGUAAGCCAUUCACACACGCAA